Epithele typhae is the source of this 1077-nucleotide messenger RNA. RefSeq lists its product as uncharacterized. Bases 1 to 1077 code for a protein of 358 amino acids. NCBI's taxonomy places the organism in Eukaryota, Fungi, Basidiomycota, Agaricomycetes, Polyporales, Epitheliaceae. The record is from RefSeq and is a predicted model, not a curated record. The transcript is spliced from 6 exons.
AUGCCUCCUGCGCACUUCUCCACACAUAGCGCUGACGAUUUGAACACCGGCGGCACUUCCGGUACCAUCAGAGAGGGGAGGGCUCGUGCUAUCCUCCUGGCCGACUCGUCCACCAAGCCCGUCAAGCCCGAGGGGCCCGACAUCUCCAUCACGAUUCACGGACGCCUCCCCGAGCACCACAGGUCGACCCCGGCGUACUCGGCUAUCCAAUACGCACCCUCCUCCCUGUGCCUCCGUUCCGGUUCCGGUCUGAACCGGCUCGCCACCGAGACGGAGAUGCUCUGCGCGGACGUCGUCCAGCAGGAGGGCAUCGGAUUCCACUUCGGCACCUGCAUCCCCGCAGGCGCACCUUCCGUGGCCGAUGCGGAGCUGGUGCAUUGGGCGACGGUGCAUCCGCGGGACCCCGCCGGCUGGCCGGGCACGGCGACACAACUGGAGGGCCACGACUGCACGACGGAGCCCGUUCGCGACUGGCCCGGGUGGGUGUGCGAGUUCCAGUUCGAAGACCGGGGCGGGCAGGACGGAUCACGCGUCGUGCGCCCCUCCUUUAACCCCCCACCUCACCACCUCGGCGAUGCUCUCUCCCCGCGACGCACACCUGCUCAUGCGCACACGACACCCUCACCUCUCGCCCGCCUCCGGACGACGGCAACAUGCUACCUCCGGGUGAGGCAUGCCGGUUCCGACUCACAACUACCCUCCGAUCGAGUGUCGGCCUCACCAAACGCGUACGGCACCUCGAAGACUCGGCCAUGUCGCUCUCCUCGCCCGGCACCGAGGCUCUGGCGUCGCUCGCGCGUCGCGAUCCUCACCGCCACAUGGCAGGCGAGAGACAGCGUGCAGUGGUUUCCCGCCGCACCGCACGUGAAGCUGAGGACGAGGCCGUAUGCAUACGGACCACCCCUCAUGGUCCUCGCCGGCCACGAGCUGCGCGAGAUGCACCUCAAACCCGCCUGUGGUCUGGCGUAUUUCCUCGCUCUCUCCGCCGACGUGACGCUGACUUCCACACAGCAGCUGCGCCUUCAAUGGCAAUCCCCCAACAUACGACCGCCUUCGAGGCCAGUCCGGCGAAAGUAG